Molecule: messenger RNA, 1688 nt
Organism: Sphaeramia orbicularis (orbiculate cardinalfish)
Lineage: Eukaryota; Metazoa; Chordata; Actinopteri; Kurtiformes; Apogonidae
Gene: ascl1a
Product: achaete-scute family bHLH transcription factor 1a
Exons: 2
Coding region: 167-769 (200 amino acids)
Biological process (GO): sensory organ development; regulation of neurogenesis; neuron differentiation
Cellular component (GO): RNA polymerase II transcription regulator complex
Molecular function (GO): RNA polymerase II transcription regulatory region sequence-specific DNA binding; DNA-binding transcription factor activity, RNA polymerase II-specific; protein dimerization activity
Source: RefSeq, a predicted model, not a curated record
UCCUUCAGCAUUCAGUGCAGCUUUGAGGAGCGCGCGAGGCAGCAGCCCCGAGGACUGCCCAAGUGAAAGAAGUGCGCGUAAAGCGACCACACCACGUGAAAGGCACGAGCCGGACGCACCGCUGCCAGACUUUGUGAUCCUUCAUAAUUGUGUGCUUUUGUUACGAAUGGACCUUGCAGCCAAGAUGGAAAUUAAUGUGAACCAGCAACAGCUGAUGCCGCCCGCUUGUUUCUUUUCCGCCGCUGCGGCACAGAGCAUCCAGCUGAGCCCCAGCGGCAGCAGCCAGAGCAGCGGCAAGUCUGGGGCCAAACAACCCAAGAGACAACGCUCUUCCUCACCAGAACUGCUCCGCUGCAAACGGAGACUGAAUUUCGCGGGUUUCGGCUACAGUCUGCCGCAGCAGCAGCCGCACGCAGUUGCCCGCAGGAACGAGAGGGAGCGCAACCGGGUGAAACUGGUGAACAACGGGUUUGCCACCUUACGGGAGCACGUCCCCAACGGAGCCGCCAACAAGAAGAUGAGCAAAGUGGAGACGCUGCGCUCGGCCGUGGAAUACAUCCGCGCUCUCCAGCAACUAUUGGACGAGCACGACGCAGUGAGUGCGGCGUUUCAGUCAGGUGUCCUGUCACCUACUAUGUCGCAAGGAUAUUCAGCAGACAUGAACUCAAUGGCAGGGUCUCCAGUGUCGUCUUACUCCUCGGACGAAGGAUCCUACGACCCCCUCAGUCCAGAAGAGCAGGAACUGCUGGACUUCACCAACUGGUUCUGAGCUUCUCUAUAAGACGUACAGAUCAACGCAAUUUACUGCUGUCGUGCGCUUUGGAAGGUCCCGGAGGAGACUGGGUAUCCUCAAGAACAAGAUGCACUGUAUAGGCGUUUUGGUCCUCUCAUCCUUGAAGCCCGGUCCUCCGAGACACACAGACAGACGGACAGACAGACGGACAGACAGACAGACAGACAUGGUCUUAGCAUCCCAAAAACUUGGGAGGAAUCAGGCCAGAGAUCAGCGCCAAAGGAUUAGAGGAAGACGGGUCUCCUGACAGCGUGGGAAACCAACUUCUGUGCAUUUGCCCAUGAUAAAAAUACCUUUAAGUGAAUUCAUGCUCUUUAGGAGCACAUCAAAAACAUUAUUUAAUACGUUGCUCUUCAACUAUGCUAAAGCCAAUCACAGAGCUCCAACCCUUUGGUAAACCUCUCAGACUCUUAAGUCAGAAAAUGCUUCCAAGUCACGGAUUUAUUCUAUGAAAUUCUAUAUUAAACGCUUUUUUUGGGAAAUAUAUUAAGAUAUUUUUGUAUGUAAGAGAUUUAUAGAUGUUUUGUACACAUACUUUUGUACAUAUUUUGUCUAUAUAUUGUGAAGUCGCUUCUAUACCUCCUGCCUAUGUAGACGUCUAGUCUAUUACUCUCUGGCUCUUCUGUUAAUGAGGUUUCCAGAAGGAGUUUGAUACUCCGACAUUUUAUUCUAGCACCAAUGUGUCUUAUUUAAUAGCAAAACCAUGUUAUUGCAUUAUGUCAUGAAGUUCAAUGAUCAAAGUUAUGCAGCUAUUGUCCAAACAGUGCAAUGGCCGUGCAUUGUCUCUUUAUACUGCCAGCUCUAUAUUGUCUUCACAUACACAGAUGUUGAAAAGAAGUCUUAUAACCAUAUUUUCUACACUCUAGUCCAAGAAUAAAAUGAUUUGCUACUGAAA